CAGAAAGAAGAGACGGAAGGCAGAAAUGGAGGAGAAGAGAAGGAAAGGAGGGGAUUCUCACUGGUCCAAAAUUCUACAAGUAAGCACAGAGACAAAUGGGUUACGUCAUAAAAGAUGCAUCCGCAUGUGCCGAAGUUUUAGUCUGAAAGAGCCCACGGGUUGUCGGCUGGGACUGAGUCUAAACAGGGGAGGCAGCACAUCCAGCUCACGAAGCCAUCGAGGCAGAGAGACGGGCAUCAUAGCCAACAUAGCUGCCAGGAUCAGACAGUGGCUGCAGUCCAAACGAAGAUAUGAAGUGUCUCCGGCCAGCGAAGCUGCUGAUGGAACAGAUAGAUCUGAUGGCGAAGGUGCAGCAGCCAGCCUCAAUGGGCGCGGUCUGCGGACAGAGGACAUCAAAGAGGACUAUCUGAUAAUUAGCCAUGUUAAUAAUUACCACCCGGAGUUAAAGCGUGCCGAAGGCUACCUAUCUCGUAGUUGUGCCUUGGGAACAUCCAAGUCUGCUACUGCUAUUGCAGCAAGCGACAGAGAAGGCAGCUCAACAUCCCCAACAUCCAGACAUCUUGAACGACCUUCACAUAACGUCAUCUGCCACAAGAGGCCAGUUGUAAAUAUAAACAUAGAAUUCGCCGACCAGGUUAUGCCUGUGGAACCCAGAUCAUAUUUUGCAGCAAAUCCGUUGAAACUGAAUCAAAACCACACACCGAAAACAGCAAUCAUGACGCCAUUUACAAGAGCACUGUCCAGAAGUCAGCAGCUGAGACAGUCCAGAAACAAGUACAUGAAGCUGUUACAGAAAACCGGACAGCUUA
Messenger RNA from Candidula unifasciata, 809 nucleotides. The record is from the annotation of a GenBank genome assembly. Lineage: Eukaryota; Metazoa; Mollusca; Gastropoda; Stylommatophora; Geomitridae.